CGCCCACAAUCAUGCCCACGGACAGGCGGGGACGAGCACGUCUCUGGAGUCGUCGAUGGGCGGCCCGGUGGUGGGCGAGAAGAGGAAGCUGGAGGACAACGGGCCCGCGGGCGGGUACCCGCCGGUGCAGGCCGCCCAGGCAGCGCCCGCGCAGUGCUCCCCCCGCCCGGCCAGCCCCAGCCCGGCAACGCAGGCGAGUCGGCAACAAAGAAAUCAGAUUCGAAGGCAAAGAAAGCUUCCGACACACCCGGCGUCAAGAAAAAGAAAACCAGAACCACAUUCACCGCCUACCAGCUGGAGGAACUGGAGCGGGCGUUCGAGCGGGCGCCGUAUCCGGAUGUGUUCGCGCGGGAGGAGCUGGCUGUCAAACUCAACUUGUCCGAAUCCCGUGUCCAAGUGUGGUUCCAGAAUCGCCGCGCUAAGUGGAGGAAACGAGAACCGCCAAGGAAAAAUUAUAUCCCACCAGGAGGAAUGGGAGGCGGUUUGGGCGGCACAUUCAACUCCCUCAAUUCUCUGAACACCCUCUCGCCCUUCAACUCCGGGGAGGCAUGGAGUUACUCCACGUCCUACGACCCCGCUCACCUCAAUCUGCUAGGCCCCGCCUCGUACUCAUUCUCAGCCAAUCAUAACCCGGGCUACAGCUACCCAAUGCUUUCUCAGCCAGUGGGGAUCAACGAUUCCCUUUUUACAAAUCCCAUCGGCCAGAUGCGGGCGGGAGAUUUCCAGUCGUCAACGGGGAUGCGGGAUUUUGGGAGCGGCCCCCUGAAGACCUACGAUUACCUGCAGGAAGUCAAGACGGAGGAUUUUCUCCAGGAGAAGCGAGACGCCAACAUGAACAGCGUCCGCCACCAGCUGGCCCCAAAGGAAAACAAGGAUUCUUCGUACACCACGCUCCCUUCUUUUUUAAGCUAAGCCAGGAUCUUCAUGCAAGGAAGAUGGCGCGCCAACAGGAAGAUCCCCAGGCCUCCGAAGCUCACGUAUCUCAGGCCUAUACGCCCGGCAUAGCUCCGCCCUCGCAGGCCAUUAACCAAUCACCGGCGAUGCCUUCUGCGGUGGCUCCAUCGCCGUCGAUUGUCAGCCAAUCACCGGCGGGGAGUGCGGUCGCCCCGCCCCCUCCCAUCGGUGGCCAAUCAACGGCAGCCUCAGGCUCCUCCCGACCGCUCUUGUGCUGUGAUGAACCUGGGUAUGACACUGGACCCGCCCAUGGCCCCGCUCACGGCUCCGCCCAUGACUAUGAUCAGCCUUCGUCCGCCCACAAGUAUAACCCGCCGCCCUUACUCAAGCUCCCGCACGUACAUCAACCGCCGCCCAUGGACAAGUACGAGCCCCUUCCGCCUCAGCCUAAGUAUGACCUGCAUCAGCCACGCCCUGAGUAUGACUCCACCCUUCCCGUGCCUCCGCCGCCCCCGCCGCCGCCGCCGCCACGACUCACGAGUACGACCCGAUGCCGCCACAAGUCCCCGCCACAAGCGACGACGAGGCGUUGGUGUACGCGCCGAGUGUGGGCGCGGAACAGCUUGGGGAACCGCCCCCUCCUAUGCCCGAGCCGCCCAUGCCCCUAGGCUACUUCAGCCACUACGCCCUGGACACUCACGGCAGCCUCGACGCCCACGACUCGCUCGACUACAGCGUCCUGGACGCGCUGCUCGAGGGAGCGUCGUACCCGCAGCCGGGCGAGUCGUCCGGGUCGCACGAGCAUUACCACGACUAUCCUCACUACUGACACGACUCACUGCGUCGCUAUGACUGCACCUUAUUGCUUCCCUGUUAGGACGACCGUGACUACUUUUGAGCGACUGUGACUCAGCCAGCGACGAUCUUUAAUGUCGCCCAUUAAACGAAUUAUCUGACGUCAGGGGUGCCAACAUCACCGAAGAUUCAGGACAGCCGUAGCAGGUCUACCAACCCUUCCGAAGGGGCGACUAAAUUAGAUGCAGAUUUUGUACUCGCCUUCAUGAAUAUUUUUCCAUGUCUUUAUACAUAAAGAUAUAGCGUAUAGUCCGUCUUUAUUAUAUAUAUAUAAAUACAUAUCUAAGGCAACCCUUGUCCAAUGACGUGCGCUUUCUGCAUGUCAUUCGUUCGCACUCCUUAAAAGGAACGUAACUUCCAUACACUGCAACAAUUGCGUAAAGCAGUGAGGCUUUCUAUAUAACGCUUGUGCCUUUUACCCGCGUACGAUAUAAUAUCUUAUGUUAUACCAGCAGAUUCUUGAAUUCGUUCAGAUAGGUUUCUGUGGCGCCAUUUGUGUAAAACACAAUCGUGAUGUUGUUUUUUAUGAUGAUGACUAGCAUGUGAAAGGGACGACUCCGGUGCUCCCUCUGAUUGGGUUGUCAGUGUAUGUUUUAAGUCCGUUGCCUGUAUAAAGCUUCACUGUUGAAACACUGACAUAGUGUGUCUAUUAUUAUUAUUAUUAUUAUUAUUAUUAUUGUCAUUGUUAUUAUCAUUGUACUAAGGAUCUCGCUAUGACGUAACCAUAUCAGAUAUAGAUUCCUUUUUUUUCCUUUUAUUACUUGAAAACUGAAGCGUAGGUUGAACGAAACUGUUGCCAGUGUUGUUAAGUUACAGCUUUAUUUAUUGUUUAAGAUGAUACCCACCUUAUCCCUGCUUUUAUACCCAAACCCCUUAGGGAAAAAAUAAAUUGUAUGUAUGUGCCAAAUGUACCGGAAGCUCCCGCCGCCAUAUUCCAUUAUAGGCCUAUGAAAUACUCAUUUUUAUGCUCUUGUAUGUGCGCGGUGAUCCCGUAGAUUUAUUGACAUUUUUACAGACAUAUUCAUAUUUACAUACGUCCUUUAAACCACAAAGUGUAAACAGAAACAGGGCUUCCGACAUGUAAAUUUGGAAAUUAAUAAAAAUACUGAAAGGA
Penaeus vannamei (Pacific white shrimp) is the source of this 2863-nucleotide messenger RNA. It is a transcript of the gene repo, whose product is annotated as reversed polarity. Lineage: Eukaryota; Metazoa; Arthropoda; Malacostraca; Decapoda; Penaeidae. Gene Ontology annotation, biological process: regulation of transcription by RNA polymerase II. The record is from RefSeq and is a predicted model, not a curated record. Gene Ontology annotation, molecular function: DNA-binding transcription factor activity, RNA polymerase II-specific; RNA polymerase II transcription regulatory region sequence-specific DNA binding.